GCACUAUCAGCCCACUGAGUUUCUCGCCGGAACUUCUCAGUGAGUCGCGUUUUCGAUCCGGUGGUAGAUUCUGCGAAGCACUGCUCUUGCCAGUGUUAGCAACACUCCGGUUUGAGCCCCGUGAGCUCACCUACAUGUCAGGGCGAAGCUGAAAUAGCCUCUCAAGGCUAUCAGCAUAGAAGUAACAACUAUGUUAAUAAAAAAUCUUGUCUAUUUUUAUAUCUUGAAUAAUCUCUUGUAGUUUAUCAUUUACAUGAAAAUAAUUUACUGAUGUUGGGGCGUAUUGUAAGCCCACACGGGUAGGUAUCGCUGGACUGCCUAUUUCUGCCGCCAAGCUGUCAUUUGUUCCGGUUUGAACGGUUACAGCCGUCAUCGAACAUAGGUAUCAGAUUGGAUGAAUCCUGUUCAAAAUCAAUUUGAAGACCAGCAAUCAACGCCGGUUUACGAUUUAUUAAAAUCGGUCAUGGAUCACGAUACAGAUCUUCAAACAUCGACGAGCGUUUACGAAUCCUACAAAAACGACGGAAAGAUCCGUGAAAACAAUGAAAUAUCUACGGAUGCAUUGAAAACGAAACUUGAAAAUACGAUUAGGAAUUCAAAAAUACUAGCGGAGACAUUGAAAACACAGAUCGACGUUAUAACAGCCCGGGAGAAUGCGUUGAAAGACGCCAUCGCAAAUGGCAGGUUUGGGGUGACAUUGGCGACGGUUUCGACUCUGGGUCAAGUACCCCGUUCGUACAUAAUCCGCGACGGACGAUGGACUCUCUGCACCUCGCAGAUACAAACAUCAGCGGAACCUUUAACAGGACCGCGAUGUACUGGACAAGAGGUAUCAGUCAAGCGAGACCCGUGCGCCUUUAACUCUGUUAUUAAAUACGAAACGAUACCGACACAGCGACGACUGUUGUACGUUGAGGAUGACUAUUUAUGUUUGAAGACGAACUUCAAGGACACGCUCGAGCGAUAUCUGAGCGUCACGACACGAAUCCUCAAUGAAACUUGCGUAAAUGGUACACUAAGGAGUCUUGCUGAUAACGUAUUGGAGUGCGGUAUAAGGACUCUGACGGAAUACACCUUUUAUCCUCAAGGAAGCUCUUCUUUUAAGCUGCCCCUUGAAUACUGCGCGGAAGGAGACCGUUCUUGUAAAUUGAUCGUCGCAUGGCACAUUUCCAAUGCAACCAUAGAGAAUUUUGAAUUCUUUAAAAACGAACAGGAAUUCAAGAACUAUUUUAUGAAAUCCGGACCGUAUUUUAAUCGUAUUUUUUAACAAAACAAAUUUGAGUAUCGAUUACAUAAUUAAUCGAUAAUGCGAUUGAUUUUUAAUUAGAAAUCGGAAUAGAAAAAAAAAACAAAAUACUUAUGUAAAAAAUUUGCAAUAUAAAAAGCGGGGUUUCUCUUGUAUGAAAUAAAUGAUUAUUUUUGUUUUUUAA
Bombyx mori (domestic silkworm) is the source of this 1430-nucleotide messenger RNA. RefSeq lists its product as uncharacterized. Lineage: Eukaryota; Metazoa; Arthropoda; Insecta; Lepidoptera; Bombycidae. The record is from RefSeq and is a predicted model, not a curated record. The transcript is spliced from 7 exons. The coding region runs from base 395 to 1267 and encodes 290 amino acids.